Cricetulus griseus (Chinese hamster) is the source of this 1035-nucleotide messenger RNA. NCBI's taxonomy places the organism in Eukaryota, Metazoa, Chordata, Mammalia, Rodentia, Cricetidae. The record is from RefSeq and is a predicted model, not a curated record.
AUGCAGUCCACGGGCUGGCCCUGCGUGGUGCCUGUGAUGGGCAACUGGUUUGGGAAAGCUGGCCGGGGAGUUGUCUUUGGUCUCUGGAGUGCCUGUGCUUCAAUGGGCAAUAUUUUGGGAGCAUGCCUGGCUUCAUCUGUUCUGCAGUAUGGUUAUGAGUACGCCUUUCCGGUGACCACGUCCGUGCAGUUUGCUGGUGGGAUCGUCAUCUUCUUUGGACUGCUAGUGUCACCAGAAGAAAUUGGUCUCCUGAGUAUUGAGGCAGAAGAAAACUCGGAAGAAGAUUCACACAGGCCUCUUAUCCAUGGUGCUGAAAAUGAAGACGAGCCUAACUAUUCAAUCCAGGAGGAUGGGGCUGUCACCCAAGUGAAGGCAAUCAGCUUCCAUCAGGCUUGCUGCCUUCCUGGAGUCAUACCAUACUCACUGGCCUAUGCCUGCCUGAAGCUGGUGAAUUACUCCUUUUUCUUCUGGUUGCCCUUUUAUUUGAGUAACAGCUUCGGGUGGAAGGAAGCCGAAGCCAACAAGCUGUCCAUUUGGUACGAUGUUGGAGGCAUUGUAGGUGGAACUCUGCAAGGCUUCAUCUCUAAUGAGCUACAGAAGAGAGCACCUGUGCUGGCCCUCAGCCUGUUCCUGGCGGUUGGGUCCCUUGUUGGUUAUAGUCGCUCUCCAAACAAUAAGUCCAUCAAUGCGCUUCUGAUGACCAUUACAGGGAUUUUUAUUGGUGGACUGUCCAAUAUGAUUAACUUGGCUCUUUCUGCAGACUUGGGUCGCCAAGAGCUGAUCCAAGGGAGCAGUGAGGCUCUGGCGACUGUCACAGGAAUUGUUGAUGGAACUGGGAGUAUCGGUGCUGCCGUGGGCCAGUAUCUGGUGUCUUUGAUCCAGAACAACCUGGGAUGGAUGUGGGUUUUCUACUUUUUCAUUCUCAUGACAAGUUGUACAAUUCUGUUUAUUUCACCAUUAAUAAUGAAGGAAGUGUUCUCUCUUGUGCAAAGGCGACGAGCUCACAUACUGAGUGAAUGAUGGGGCCCACAGGAG